CCAUUAAGGAGACGCGAGACGUGGAAUGGCAAGAGCUCGUUUACGAUGCAUACGGCCGGCCGAGUAUGCCGCGAGCGCCAGCACUGACCCUGACCCUGGUUGCGUACUCGGGACGCACGCUUGCAAGCUGCGGUAUUUCCCCGGAGGAUAUGGCGAACGUCGGUAUUAGACGGCUGGCAAGUGUCCCUGAGUGACCAUUCCACAUCUGUCAGCGGUUCAGCUCAGACGUCGACGUGCCAAAGGUGAGUUCUGACUUAGCAGUAUGAAGAUCUGCAUAGUACUUGUGUUGACAUCAGCCGUGCUUUUGCACGAAGUGCUUGGCGGCGGCUACGGCGGAGGAGGUGGCUACGGUGGUGGCGGUGGUUGGGGCGGAGGAGGAGGUGGCGGAUAUGGUGGCGGCGGAGGUUGGGGAGGUGGAGGCGGCUACGGAGGUGGAGGUGGCUACGGUGGCGGUGGCGGUGGCCACCAUCACGACGGUGGUCACGUGAAACAUGUGCCCACGAAGCAAGUCCACGCCGUGGUCGACGUCAACGUAAAGAUCACAAAGGAGGUGCGCCACACGUCCGGUGGUCAUCGCGGUGGAUACGGUGGAGGAGGAUACGGCCAUGGCGGAGGCGGAUAUGGCGGCGGAUACAGCUACGGAGGUGGCGGCCACCACCACGGUCUCUUGCACAAGCUCAAGCACAAGCUACACUUGCUCCACCAUGGAUGAAGUGCGGAAGACUCAAAGGCGUCAUUAUCUUCAAGCAACCUGCGCCAAUGUGUGGAAUGGGAACACGGCUUCUCUGUUUCAGUUGUGGCGUCGUAAAUUUUAGCGCGCUAUAGUGGAAUUUUGAAUGCAGUUGGGAUUGUGAAUGGAAGCGCUUGCUCAAUCGACACACUUUAAAGGAAAGUUUAUGGCGUACAAGGUCUGAUCAAAUUUAUAUUUAUUUCCAUAGUCGUGGCACGUCUUUCGUCAUAGAGUAGACGCUAUUCAUUAUGAUUACAACGCCUUCGAGAAGUGUGAUCAGCGCCACUGGUGAUUCACUGCAUGUUUAUACCAGCGCAAAUAUAUCAUUUUUUCCGUAUCUUAUUGGUAUAUGGGCCCAUUCACACUUGCGACUAGGCGAGGUCGCGCGACCAAGUUGGUCGCAAAGCGACCAGUCGCAAGUAGUCGCAAAUGGUCGCUUUUCUCGAAAUGCGACCUUUUCGGGCCAGUCGCUCACUGCUCGAUUUUUCAGUCGCGCGACCGCAGUCGCAGAACAGCUGAACCAAUCAGAUGCGAAGGAACAGGACGUCCGUAUACGCAGACGCUUAUUUUACGCGGCGAUGACAUUUCAAGCAGACGUGAACGGCAUAUCGUGAUACAUUUCGGUUUAGCGACUCGUCGGUCGCAUUUGUAGGUGUGAACAUCGUUCGUCUUGAGUAGUUUUCUGGUCGCCAGUCGCAAUUGGUCGCGCGACCUCGCCCAGUCGCAAGUGUGAAUGGGCCCAUAUACCUGUUAUGUUACAUCGCAUGUAGAGAAUAUUGCGUCUGAAUGGACUGCUCGCGUAUGGGCACUUGAAAACAACCCUUGCUCUUUUGUCCUGCUGACGUAAGAACUCCUUUAGCUCGACAUGUCUUUGUUUUCUUCACACAAGUAUUUAAUCUGACAUGAAACUUAUCUUUGUUUGCAAUGGGGCAUAAGAAUAUUUGUUAGUGAACUUAAGACCCACCUGAGUACGGAGCCAGCAAAUAUUGCCUUCCUGAGUGAAAGGACCCAUCGUGUCAUGCAUCCGUUCAACUAAAUGCACCGCUUGAAGCCAAUAAGUGUUUCGAAAUAAAGCUUAUUUUUGCACCGUUGCAGCUAGCUUUGUUCAAGUAUGCCGGUUUUGUCAUAUGACUGUUUUCCCAGCCUGUAAGGCUAGACCCGGAAACAUAAUGUAAAAGCAAACAAAACAAUAAGCUGAAUAAGGUUGACCUAAUCAGCGAUACUAUAUAUAUAUAUAUAUAUAUAUAUAUAUAUAUAUAGAGAGAGAGAGAGAGAGAGAGAACGUUGGUCUUGAAAGAGCGACUUUUAAUUUGUUACUUUCCGUUAGAAGUCCUUUUGCUGUCGUGGUGUAGAUGUUUAUCCCCGAGAGAUAACUGUUGUUAAAGAGGACAUAUAUUCUGGCUGCCGAAUCGCAGUGAAAAAUAAGCAGUAGGAAGCUCAAAUGCCAUGAAGCGUCAAUGUUACUUUGCUAUGCAGUUGUGCUGUCAGAUACUGGUGUCAGCUAAACAAAACGAAACAUAUUUGACGCAGCGGACGUUCUGUGUUAUGCAUUGUUUACAUUUGUUAUUGUAUAGCGCACUUGUACAUACUGAAAUUGGCUGUGUACGUAUUGUGUAAAAAAAUUGAAUAAAUAAUUCCGUUUACCAUAUACUAGUCCUGUAUUUGUUUUUGAAGCUAGCCAUUCCAUGUGAAAAUUUGUUUUUAGACAUCUGGUGCUGAAGUUUAAGAGGUUCGUGAGUCCGAAAAAUCGGCGCUGCCACUGUGGGCUCAAUUUUAUUUUUCAUCGUGAGUUUCUGUGAACGGAGGCUAAAAUGAAACUAUCUUCCGUAAUUUGAGAUAAUAUGCAAUGACUCGACCCGCGCUGCGGUGUUUUGCCCAACUGUUCUAACGGUAUGCUUUCCUGAGUCCGUAGCACUUGUUCUUUUUUUUCUUUUUCCCGUGAGCGUGAAGCAGCGCAGUUUAUCAGUCGUUAGUACCUCAUACUUCUGUUAUUGUAGUAGUUAUUGAAUAAAAAUUUACU
Dermacentor silvarum is the source of this 2750-nucleotide messenger RNA. RefSeq lists its product as uncharacterized. The record is from RefSeq and is a predicted model, not a curated record. The transcript is spliced from 3 exons. Lineage: Eukaryota; Metazoa; Arthropoda; Arachnida; Ixodida; Ixodidae. Bases 263 to 712 code for a protein of 149 amino acids.